AUGAUCGGUCAACAACACCUUGAAUUGCAGCAAAUACCCAUCGGCCAACCUGACCCUGUUGUAAGACGACGAAUCGUUCAAAAGGCCUCUCACGGACCUCGUGAAGCACGGGGCUUAACAGCGAACGAGAUUCUAGAACGUCAAGAGCGCCAGGAAAAGCGUCAAAGACGUCAAGAUGAACGCGCUGACGAGCGACGACAACAAGCUCAAUUGACGUCUACUCCCCGAGCCAGCAUAACAGUGACAGAGACAGCAAGACCGACAACACCUCCGCCUCAGAUUACUCCUCUCUCACGACGUUUACCAAUUCGCACUCCAGACAGACCACGACCACGUCGAUCUCCUACCCCUGAGGCCUCUCCGACAGUCAACGACGAGAUCUUCGAUCUACCAGCGUCUACGGCACCUCCAGCACUAGGAGGAGGUAGAGGAAAGAGAAGGCGCAACCACACGGCGAGAUACAAAGAGGCAAAGGAGCAAGGACUCAUACAAGAUUCACAAGAGGCUCACAGAGCAUCAGGAAGGCUCUGA
Molecule: messenger RNA, 531 nt
Organism: Rhinocladiella mackenziei CBS 650.93
Lineage: Eukaryota; Fungi; Ascomycota; Eurotiomycetes; Chaetothyriales; Herpotrichiellaceae
Exons: 1
Coding region: 1-531 (176 amino acids)
Source: RefSeq, a predicted model, not a curated record